AUGAGGACUCUCCGCAGGUUGAAGUUCAUGAGUUCGCCCAGUCUCAGUGACCUGGGCAAGAGAGAGCCGGCCGCCGCCGCCGCGGACGAGCGGGGCACGCAGCAGCGCCAGGCCUGCGCCAACGCCACCUGGAACAGCAUCCACAACGGGGUAAUUGCUGUCUUCCAGCGGAAAGGUCUGCCCGACCAGGAGCUCUUCAGCCUCAAUGAGGGUGUCCGGCAGCUGCUGAAGACGGAGCUGGGGUCCUUCUUCACCGAGUACUUGCAGAACCAGCUACUGACCAAGGGCAUGGUGAUCCUUCGGGACAAGAUCCACUUCUACGAGGGACAGAAGCUACUGGAUUCGCUGGCAGAGACGUGGGACUUCUUCUUCAGCGAUGUGUUGCCGAUGCUGCAGGCCAUUUUCUACCCAGUGCAGGGCAAGGAGCCGUCGGUGCGUCAGCUGGCCCUGUUGCACUUCCGGAACACCAUCACGCUGAGCGUGAAGCUGGACGACGCCCUGUCCCGCACCCGUGCCCACGUGCCACCUGCCAUUGUGCAGAUGCUGCUGGUGUUGCAGGGGGUGCACGAGACCAGAGGUGUGAGUGAGGACUACCUGCGGCUAGAGGCCUUGGUCCAGAAGGUGGUGUCGCCUUACCUGGGCACGUAUGGCCUCUACUCCAGAGAGGGACCCUUCACACACACCUGUAUCCUGGAGAAGCAUCUCCUUCGCCGUUCUCGCUCUGGGGACGUCCUGGCCAAGAACCCUGUGAUGCGCUCCAAGAGCUAUAACACACCAUUGCUGAAUCCUGUGGCGGAGCAUGAGGCCGAGGGGGCGGCCGCUGGUGGCCCGGGCAUCCGCAGACACUCCGUUUCAGAGAUGACAUCCUGCCCCGAGCCCCAGGGCUUCACCGACACGGCCCCCCAUUCGGGGCCCUGCCCCAGCAGACUGUACCCCCCGGCCCAGGCAGCUGGGCAGGACCUGGACCCUGCUCACGGUUCCUCUCCCACCUCCAGCCCUGAGAACCUGGUAGACCAGAUCCUGGAGUCUGCGGAUUCUGACUCAGAGGGCAUCUUCAUUGACUUCAGCCGGGGUGGAGGCUCCGACGAGUUUGGGGCGGCCAGGGGCCGGCAAAGCGUCGUGUGA
Messenger RNA from Chrysochloris asiatica (Cape golden mole), 1125 nucleotides. RefSeq names its product proline rich 5 (renal) (gene PRR5). Bases 1 to 1125 code for a protein of 374 amino acids. Gene Ontology annotation, biological process: TORC2 signaling. The record is from RefSeq and is a predicted model, not a curated record. The transcript is spliced from 8 exons. Gene Ontology annotation, cellular component: TORC2 complex. Lineage: Eukaryota; Metazoa; Chordata; Mammalia; Afrosoricida; Chrysochloridae.